Molecule: messenger RNA, 142 nt
Organism: Funneliformis geosporum
Lineage: Eukaryota; Fungi; Glomeromycota; Glomeromycetes; Glomerales; Glomeraceae
Source: the annotation of a GenBank genome assembly
AGCAUUGAAAGGAUUAAUCUUAAAGUUAUGCAAAUUAUGGCAAUUAUUGGACAUUUGACAGAUGAGAGUUUAAAAAGAGGUAGAAGUGCGAAAAAACCGAAAAUUGAAAUUUGGAAUCAAAGUGAAACUUUUUUGAUGUACA